UUCUUUUUUUCUUUUCGAAUAUUCUAAAAUAGUAUUAUAGACAUGAAUCAACUAUAAAUAGUGUACAUUGUACACGGUGGAUAAAAGAGAAAUGCUUACAAGAGAACCGUCGUUUUUCGUCCUUAGAAACUCCCACCACACCGUUCAGAGAAAUAAGAAAGUACAAGCAGUGUUGCCUUAACUGGUUUUCACUGUAAGGUAACAACUUGACGUAGUAUGGGUUAAGCUAUAAGUUAGUUAAAAAAUGGUUUAAAUAUUAUUUUAAAACAAAAAGAUGUGGUGGAUACUUUUGUUAAGCUAUAUUACUGUUGGAUAUUCAUUACGACUCACGGCGUACAUUUCAUCUGGCGGGCUUCAUGGAGAAAUUCGAUUUGAAAAGGCUACGGAAACGUCCGUGAGAAUCCGAUUUUCGCUUCAAGCAACUCUUCAAUAUCCUGACCAACAAUGGUUUUGGUCAGUUACUCAAUUUCCUGUCGAUUAUACGCUUAUAAAUGACAGAUGCGACAGGCAACAUCUCGGAGAGAGUAUUAUUGAUUUGACGGAUCUUGUUGGACCACUCGAUAUGCCUGGAAAUGAAACAGGAUCGGUAGAAGUUUCAAACAUAAGUUUAACUGGAGAAAUGGGCUUGUGGGGCAAAGGUCUACUACUUAAGGAUACAUAUUCAGAUAGGACUAUUUGUGCCUCGAUUACGGUACUCGAGAAAAAUGUUGAAAAGUUUGCGAAAGCGCAUUUUUAUGGAAAUAUAGGAGGAACCAUUUGGUUCCGAUGGUUGGGCGGUCAUGCAGGUGAUAAUACUAGCGAUACAAUUAUUUAUGCAGAUUUAUAUCACGUAAAUAAUAAAAAAUUACAAGAUGUUGAUUAUACAGAGCAUAACUGGAAAAUUUAUGUAACCGAUAUUUUUGAUAUUAGCAAAGAUAAAUCCAGUUGCAAUAUUUUGCAAACUGUGUUUGAUCCUGAUAAUGCAGGAAAUGGAGAAGGUAUUGGCGACAUCGAUGUACGCUUAGGUAAAAUAAAAGUGGCUACAAAUCAUCAUAAAAGAUAUAAAACUCUGUACAGAGAUUCAAAUCUAUCGCUGCUUCCUGCUGAUUUGCUUGGCCCUCAUCGCCUAUUAUAUUUGGUAAUUUUUCACCCAACACACGAUGAUUCGUUUUUGGUUUGUGCGAAGAUUAAUCACCGAAAAGCUAUUCUCGCCAAGACUAUGGUUAACACUAAUGGUAUUAAAGGAGAAGUAUCGCUAACUCAAAUAACUCCAUUCGAUCCAACAUGGGUUAAUAUAUCCUUAACGCCAAUUAAUGAUUUGGAAACAAGACUACGUUAUGCUACUAAAAUAAAGUCAUAUAGGAUUCAUGAAUUACCUCCAGAACCAAAUGCUUUAGGUAAAACUACUGAAAUGUGUGAAACAACUAAAAAAAUGUAUAAUCCAAGUAAUAUUGAUGAAACAACUGCACCACCAGCAGGACUUGGAACGCAGGACCAAUAUGCCAUUGGUGAUCUUUCUGGGAAACUUCAAGGUCGUAAAGAAGGAUCGUAUCAUUAUGAUAUUUUAGCAGGAAGUGCUAAACUCAAUGGAAUCUAUUGGGAUACAUAUCUUCCACUUUCAGGAGUAUAUAGUGUAAUUCAUCGUGGUCUUGUACUUCACAAAUAUAAUGAAACUGAUAAUAAGGGUAUUAUACCAUGGAUUUGUGGAACUUUGAGUCUAUAUUUACCAGAUAAUACUGGACAAAUGCCAAUAUUAACUGCACAAGUAGUGUACAGAUACCCUAUUGUUGGUAGAAUCAUUUUUCGCCAACCAAAGAAUGAUCCUCAAAUGGAUACUACUAUUAUGAUUGAAAACUUAGUACAUGCAGAUGGUAAUGCUUUAAACAAUUCUGCGGACCACAGAUGGAUGAUCCAUGACAAUCCACCAGGAAAAGAUUAUUAUAAUUGGACCGGGAGAUGUUUGAGUACUGGAGAACCUUACAAUCCUUAUAAAGUAGAAUGGGAUGCAAAACAGUCUGAAUAUUGUUCAUUAUUAAAAAUAACAUCAUGCCGUGUAGGUGAUUUAACAAGACAUGGUACAAUUGACAUUGCUGGUAGAAAACAAUAUGGAGCUUUGCUAACACGUAAACUUUUUACUGAUACAAUGAUAUCUUUAUCGGGACCUAAUAAUAUAUUAGGAAAAAGUUUAGUAAUAUAUGAUGAUCAUGGACCACUUGCUCGAGGAGAAAGAUUAGCAUGCUCAAUAAUUAGUGAAACCUAUCGUCGCAAAGCUGUGGCAAAAGAUUGGUUUGGAAAUGGGGAAAAUAUCUUAUUAAGGGGAAAAUUAGAAUUCAUACAACAAACUGAAUAUGAUAUCACAAAUGUUGAAGUAAAUCUUGAUGGUCUUGAUGGCAAAAUGCAGGGAUAUCACAUACAUAUGACUCCAAUAGAACAAGACUUAGAAUUUCCAUGUGAGGGUACAUCUUUAUAUGAAACUUGGAAUCCAUUAAAUGUUAGUACAAGUAAUAUAUUACAUCCUACUGAAGGAACAACUGAUCAAUAUAAAAUGGGUGACCUUAGUGGAAAAUUUGGAACUUUAGAAAACAGGAAAAGGUAUAUGUCAGCUUUCAAUGAUACAAUGCUUCCUUUGUUUGGACCAAAAAGUAUAUUGGGUCGAAGCAUUGUAAUUCACAAAAAAGAGAAAAAUUUAAGAUGGGCUUGUACAAGUAUAGAAAGAGGAUAUUCACCAUCUGAAGCAAGUGAACUUAGAGCAAUCGCUUCUUUCCAUCAUCCACAAGGAUUUGCAUAUGGUUACAUACGAAUGACACAACUUGUACAUCGAGAUGGUGGCCAAAGUGAAACAAUAAUUGAAGUAAAAUUACGACAUCCUGGUAAACAUGAUCGCAACAUUACAAGAAACCACAAUUGGGCAAUAUAUGUAAACCCUGUUGGUGUAGAUGCAGCUGUUAAAGUAAAAGACACUAGAUGUGUGGCAGGUGGAUAUAUGUGGAAUCCCUACUUUACCCAGUUAGCUGACCCACUAAAUGAUGAUUUAUAUAAACAAGAAUGUGGACCUGAUUUACCAUUAAGAUGUUAUGUGGGUGAUAUAUCAGGUCGACUAGGUCCUAUUAAUAUAGGACUGAAAAGACAAGUUUUUACAGAUUCCAACUUUCCUUUAGCAGGACCUGUAUCUGCAAUGGGAAGAUCCAUUGUUAUUUUUGACCAAAAUUUUGGAAGUAACAGAUUUGCUUGUGCUAAUAUUGAACCAGAUAAUGAUAUUGUAAAGUACACAAAUAUAAGAAAACCACCUCGCUUUGUAGUAGCACAAUUUUUAGAAGAUGUAAGAAAAGUUAUGGGUAUUCCUGAAUGGAUGUUAUCAAUAGAUACUAGAAAAACUAAAAUUUUACACAAUGGAGCAUGUAUACAAUUCUUACUACAUUUUAAAGGCCCAAUUGCUAAUAAAUUAGAAUUGGAUUUUAAUAAACUUAUAUCUACUGGAAAAUUAGAUGCACCUAGUUUAUAUAUUCAUGGAUAUGUUCCCACAAAACGGAAAACAACUUCAGGUUAUCGUCAAUGUGGAAGUCGAGACCCAAAUGAUAAAAACUUUAAUCUAUUGCUUCAAAAUGUAUCUUCAUUACUGUUACCAGAAUUUAUUAUAAUUGUUGUAACAUUUACCAUUAUCAACAUUAUUUAACAAAUAUGAAAUU
Megachile rotundata (alfalfa leafcutting bee) is the source of this 3665-nucleotide messenger RNA. It is a transcript of the gene Rsod, whose product is annotated as Related to Sod. Gene Ontology annotation, biological process: superoxide metabolic process. Gene Ontology annotation, molecular function: metal ion binding. Lineage: Eukaryota; Metazoa; Arthropoda; Insecta; Hymenoptera; Megachilidae. The record is from RefSeq and is a predicted model, not a curated record.